AUGGCCACGACUUCAACCAGCUCAGGGGAAUUUUCUACGACAAAUUCAUCGUGUCGGAGUAACUGGGUCUUGAACCGUGAAGGAUGCUGCAUAAAGAUCGCAGAAGGCAAAGGAAGAGGUGUUUAUGCAUCUCGCGUUAUACCACCCCAGACCGUAAUCGAAGUUAGCCCUGUGCUACUUUUCACCAGAACUGAGUAUGAGGACUAUGGAAGACAUACGAUCCUGGACCAUUACACGUUCAAAUGGCGAGAUGGACGAAUGGCUCUCGCCCUUGGGCUCGGCUCCCUUUUCAAUCAUUCGAGCCAUCCAAAUUUGUCAUACAUGAUCGAUCCCGUUCAUGAGUGUAUCAGGUAUACGUCGGCAAGGACAAUCAACCCCGAGGAAGAGCUGUGUAUCUUCUACGGACAUCAACUCUGGUUUGAUCCCGUGGGCACCACAGAAAAUUUGAAACCUCAAGUCUGUCUCGACCAAAGUGACCAGUCUGAAUUUCUUGAUAUUCUGGCUAUCGAUGGUGAGGUGGAUGAGAUUGAACCACGGGAUACUGGCGACCCGAACGAUGAUAUCCUGGAAGGCGAGGCUCUUCCGUUCAUUUGGAAGAAGCUUCAAAUAGAUGAAGAAGAGGAGUCAAUGGAAGACAUUAGGACAAUGCAUGCCUGGGCGGUUGACAUCCCGGACUUGAAAUAUAUAGCGACGAUGUUAAAAUGGCUGAAACAGUCAGGUCUCGAGAGCGAUACCCUGUCACAUCUCAAACGCAUCAGGAAAAGAGAUAGUAUCACCACGCUCCUGCUCAGCGUCUCGUCUUCGGUCCCUUUACUUCCUACGAACGUUGAUAUCGGAGAUCCUUAUCAGAUUCCUGUCCCCUGCAAUCCCGCUUUAACACAAACGUCACUUAUCUUUAAAAAUACGUUGUGGCCUACUGUAUACGCACCACGGCGGAAAUGGGAACCCGCAAAAUGGUCUAUUGCUAAAGUCCAAUGGGCUCGUAAUGCCGUCAGUCAUAUCUUGCGAAAUACCGCUCAGACAACGUCAAGUGACGAGCUUCCAGUUAUUGCACACGUGCCCAAGCCCUUCGAAGACGAAGCCUUGUUGUCUCGGUCAUUUACAGCCAAAGAUACGCGUAUGUCCACUGGGCAUCCUUUACGCCAUGCCGCAAUGAACAUCAUUCGAAACGUGGCUGAUUGGCGUGCAAAAACAUCCCCCACCGAUCUUCUACCCGACCCUGCUGCUUCUCCUUCUAACGGCAGCCUUGGAAUCUCAGACACAUCGUGCAAUGGCACGAAUUACCUGCUAACUGGGCUUACGCUCUUCAUAACUCACGAACCAUGCAUCAUGUGCAGCAUGGCCCUGCUGCAUUCGCGCGUCAAAGAAGUUUUCUAUAUCGUCCCCAUGCCACGAACAGGAGGAUGCGGUGGAUCUGAAUGUCUGCCUGCACUCAAAGGUGUUAACCACCGCUAUAACAUCGCACAGUGGAGAUCAAGAGACGUUGAUAGUGCAGCCCCAGCACAUGUUGAUGAGCAGAUAGAUGUAUAA
Suillus subaureus is the source of this 1530-nucleotide messenger RNA. RefSeq lists its product as uncharacterized. NCBI's taxonomy places the organism in Eukaryota, Fungi, Basidiomycota, Agaricomycetes, Boletales, Suillaceae. The record is from RefSeq and is a predicted model, not a curated record. The transcript has 6 exons. The coding region runs from base 1 to 1530 and encodes 509 amino acids. Gene Ontology annotation, cellular component: nucleus; cytoplasm. Gene Ontology annotation, molecular function: protein binding; tRNA-specific adenosine-34 deaminase activity.